AUGGGGGUUGUGACGGCUGCCACGUUGGCUGUAAAGGGUGCCACGAUUCUUUUAGGCAAAGUAGCCAUAAUCCCUAUUUUGAUAGCGACUCUAGCCUACUUCAAUUAUGAUCUGAUGGAUCCUGAGAAGCAACCGAAAGUUACACUUGACCUGAGGAAAGAGUACGAUUUUGUGGUGGUUGGGGGUGGAUCGGCCGGAAGCGUGAUCGUGAACAGACUUACGGAGAAUCCGGAAUGGAACGUAUUGUUGUUGGAGGCUGGAGGCCACGAGACAGAGAUAACCGACGUACCGAUAUUGUCCCUUUAUUUGCAUAAGAGCAAAGUAGACUGGAAAUAUAGGACUCAACCACAGAAUUCAGCCUGUCAGGCGAUGGUCGAUCGACGAUGCUGCUGGACCAGAGGAAAGGUCCUUGGAGGUUCGAGUGUGCUCAAUACGAUGCUCUACAUUCGUGGAAAUCGCCGUGAUUUCGACCAAUGGGAGAGUUUUGGGAAUCCCGGUUGGGGAUAUAAGGAUGUCUUGCCCUACUUUAAAAAAUCUGAGGACCAACGGAACCCGUACUUAGCUCGUAACAAAUAUCAUAGUACAGGAGGGUACCUGACGAUUCAAGAUGCGCCGUACAACACGCCCCUAGGGGUAGCGUUUCUGCAAGCAGGCGAGGAAAUGGGUUACGAUCUGGUGGACGUGAACGGCGAGCAGCAAACCGGCUUCGCGUUUUAUCAAUACACAAUGAGAAGAGGAGCGAGGUGCAGCGCCGCAAAGGCGUUCGUAAGACCCAUUCAAUUAAGAAAGAACUUCCAUUUGUCUUUGUGGAGUCACGUAACCCGGGUUCUGGUGGAUCCGCGAACGAAAAAGGCACACGGAGUGGAAUUCAUCAGAAACGGGCGCAAAGAAGUGGUCUACGCGAGGAAAGAGGUGAUCCUUUCAGCCGGCGCUAUAAACACGCCCCAGUUGAUGAUGCUCUCGGGCAUCGGGCCUCGACAACACCUCGAGGAACUGGGUAUUCCGGUGAUACACGACUCGCCCGGGGUCGGACAGAACCUGCAAGACCACAUAGCGGUGGGUGGCCUCGCUUUUCUGAUCGACUACGAGAUCAGCGUGGUGAUGAACCGUCUGGUGAACAUCAACUCGGCUCUGCGUUACGCCGUCACCGAGGACGGACCUCUGACCUCUAACGUCGGUUUAGAGGCUGUUGGGUUCAUCUCCACCAAGUACGCGAACCAGUCGGACGACUGGCCGGACAUAGAGUUCAUGCUGACAUCCUCGUCGACCAAUUCGGACGGAGGCACGCACGUGAAGAACGCUCACGGGCUGACCGACGAGUUCUACAACGAGGUGUUCGGGAAAAUCAACAACCGAGACGUGUUCGGGGUAUUCCCCAUGAUGCUCAGGCCCAAGUCACGCGGGUUCAUAAAGCUCAGAUCGAAGAAUCCCUUGGACUAUCCGUUGAUGUAUCACAAUUACCUGACUCAUCCGGACGACGUUGGGGUGUUGCGCGAGGGCGUCAAGGCGGCCAUUGCUUUUGGGGAGACUAGCAGCAUGAAAAGGUUUGGAGCUAGAUUCCAUAGCAAACCACUGCCCAAUUGUAAACACAUACCGAUGUUCACCGACGAGUAUUGGAACUGUGCUGUUCGACAGUACACCAUGACGAUUUAUCAUAUGAGUUGCACCGCGAAAAUGGGCCCGUCGAGCGAUCCAAUGGCCGUGGUGGAUCCGGAAUUGAGGGUCUACGGGGUUGACGGAUUGAGGGUGAUCGACGCGUCCAUCAUGCCCACCAUCACGAAUGGAAAUAUAAAUGCCCCCGUGAUCAUGAUCGGAGAGAAAGGAGCGGAUAUGAUUAAGAAACAGUGGUUGUCGCGUCGGAAGAGGGACAACGUUACGAUCGCCGGCUCUUGAAACGUCGAAUUCUUGCCGAGAAAUCGGUCAUGUUCGAGUCGAACGAGCCGCCGUUCGUUGUUUUCUAAACGAUAAGUCCGGCGACGGAAUAACUUGGCUGGGAGCAGACUCAAUGGAAGGAGGACUUUAGCCCCGAGGACUGCCGUUGAUGUAUUCAUGACUGUCAAAGUGUUAUGUGUUACGUGUUUACGACGAAAAAAACCGUUUUAGUUCCUAAUGAUGUCGUUAGAAAAACACCUGACAAGUUUUUAUUUUGCCUAUGAGUGUUGUUUGCACGUGGAAUUGUUCUUGUUCUCUUGUAAGGAUCGAUGUUAAUUUAUACCGACGGUCUUGCGAAUCGAUCGUGAACUAAUUCAUCAUUCGUUUUUAUGAAAAGACAUAGACGAACACGAAUAACGAAAUGUAAUUCUGGAAAGUUUUUUGCCUUUAAUAAGUUCACUGAGUCUGUAGACGAGGGAGAAAGAUGGAGAUAAAGCACGUAACCACUUCGACGAACUUGUUCUGAACUCUUAGAAUUUAUAUGUUACCACAUAAUCGAUACGCAUUGCUACACACCUGUUUCAACUGUCCCAUAUUCUGACCAACAAGAAAGCAAGAACGAAGGUAGUUUGGUCGCCCUUUACAUAGGGUGUGAUGUGAUUACUAAUAAAGUAAAUACAUUGUUAUCGAUUGCGUCCCAUGUUCGACCAUUUAUUUUUAAUUCCUAUCGAACGUGCCAAAUAAAUAAAAAUAACGAGCGGAGUUGUUAGAAAUCAAAAUUUAGAAAAUCGUACCUGCUGAUUAAUUUAUCAAAUUCUGCUCUUACAUUUUAACGCAUAAAGUUUAUUAGACUGCAACGUCACGUAUUAAAAUUAAUCAAAAUUAUACUAGAAUUACAGUCUGUACAUAUUGUAGUUUCGAUUUUUAUGAAAACAUAGACUUAUAUUAAUUUUGUAAAUAAUUAUAUUGGUUAUUUAGAUGCACUAAUUAUUAUCACGAUCAACAAUCGUCGAAUUGAUUUUGAAUGAAUUAUAUUUCACUAUCGAUUCUGUGUAUAGAAAUGUGAACAAUUUAAAAUAUGCCAAGUUACUCAGUCAAUAAGUUAGUUUUAGUAGCAUUUCUUUAAAGCGUCCAAUGUGAUUAUCACGACAAACGGUCAGUAUAUAGCCAUAUUAGUAUGUCGUAAAAGUGGUUUUACUUUACGCAGGGAAUAAUUCUCGAUUACGCUACCAUUACUCAAUACUGGUGCGAACAAUGUGUCUACGCUUUCUCAGGACGAACAGACUGCUUUUAAUUCUGUUUCGAGCUCGCAAAUUUUCCGAUUGUCGCACAAAAUUGCGAGUGUGGCUACCUAGGAAGCAAUAAACUUGUUCGAAAGUCUUUCUCGUAGACCAUUGAAAAGGGAACAUUUUGUAAUUUAUUUUACCGAAAAUGUAUAAGUAAAGUGCACGGAAGAAUCAAAUGGAAAUUUAUUUGAGAUA
Molecule: messenger RNA, 3353 nt
Organism: Colletes gigas
Lineage: Eukaryota; Metazoa; Arthropoda; Insecta; Hymenoptera; Colletidae
Product: glucose dehydrogenase [FAD, quinone]
Exons: 3
Coding region: 1-1893 (630 amino acids)
Molecular function (GO): flavin adenine dinucleotide binding; oxidoreductase activity, acting on CH-OH group of donors
Source: RefSeq, a predicted model, not a curated record